GCACACCUCUCAGUGCCGAGCGCGCCGUGCCAGCACCGCCGGGAGAGGAUGGGAAGCGAGUGAGCGGAUCCGUGCCGGUGCAGGCGCCCGCAAUGACCCUGGUGCUGCCCAUGCAGCGGCUGGGCCGCCCCAUCGCCGCCGAGGGAGCCGCCGACCUCGCCGCCUACCGCGCCCUCUGGCAGCCGCCCUGCUGCGGACGACCCGGCCCUGGCCCCAGCCCCGGCCCUACCGCCCCGGCCCCGCAGCCCCCGGCCCCUCCGGCCCCCGGGACCCCCGCCGCAGGAUCACAUUACAGGGGAAUUUCAAAUCCUGUAACAACAUCCAAGAUCACAUACUUUAAAAGGAAAUAUGUGGAAGAAGAGGAUUUUCAUCCACCGCUCAGCAGCUGUACACAUAAAACAAUCUCUGUGUUUGAGGAGCGGGCCCACAUUCUUUACAUGUCUUUGGAGAAGCUGAAAUUCAUUGAUGAUCCUGAAGUCUACCUGCGGAGAUCUGUCCUCAUCAACAAUCUAAUGAAGAGAAUCCACGGAGAAAUCAUCAUGCAAAACAACUGGUGCUUCUCCACCUGCUCCUUCAGUGGCACCUCUCCACAAGAGUGGUUUGUGCCUCAGGACUGCCCGUACAGAAAACGCCUUCGGAUGGCGAAGGAGGAGUACGAAAAGCUCCAAACGUGCUGCUUCUAUCAAGAGUGUGGCAGUCACUAUUUAAAUCUACCCUACUCUGUUAAUGAUAGUACAGAAAAUACUUCCUCCUCUUCCUCCUCCUCCUCCUCCUCCCCCUCCAUUUCUUUGCCAAGCUGUUCCCAGCAGGUGGAUUAUGACAUUGGCAGCGCCCCUUCUUACAGGAGCGACGACCAGAUACCUGCUAAUGAAAUAUUCAUCACUAAUGCCAGGUCUCACAGUAAUCAGGAAAAGGCAAAAUUUACUGACGAGAAAGAAGGUAAUGAACCUGAGCAAGAGAGUGUCACUCUAAACUGUGAACCUGUAAGAGGCACCCAUGCUCUUGAAUGUAAAGGCAAAUUUUAUGACUAUUUUGAGACUGGAUGCAAUGACAAGAGCAACACAAGUGAAUCUUGGAAAAAAUCUUUAAGGAAAAAGGAAUCUAUACCAAGUAAUAAAACGUGCUGCAGCAAAGGAAGUAAAAUAUGAGGCAUCUGUUUUGCUCUGCUGAAGCAUGUGCAGCAUGUUUUGUUCGUCUAUCAAAUUUUUAUUUUGAAUUGAUUUUUUUAUAGUUUUCUACAAAUGAUACAAUCAUGCCACAAACAU
Molecule: messenger RNA, 1265 nt
Organism: Calypte anna (Anna's hummingbird)
Lineage: Eukaryota; Metazoa; Chordata; Aves; Apodiformes; Trochilidae
Gene: SERTAD4
Product: SERTA domain containing 4
Exons: 4
Coding region: 93-1148 (351 amino acids)
Cellular component (GO): nucleus
Source: RefSeq, a predicted model, not a curated record